Mucor mucedo is the source of this 1507-nucleotide messenger RNA. Its product is annotated as SPX domain-containing protein. Bases 36 to 1499 code for a protein of 487 amino acids. The record is from RefSeq and is a predicted model, not a curated record. Gene Ontology annotation, molecular function: metal ion binding. The transcript is spliced from 4 exons. Lineage: Eukaryota; Fungi; Mucoromycota; Mucoromycetes; Mucorales; Mucoraceae.
CUUCUUUUCACUUUUUUUUUUUUUUUUUCUCCCCGAUGAAAUUUGCUAAGCAGUUAGAAACUGAAGCAGAGGAUAUUCCUUCUGAAUGGAGACCCUAUUUAAUACAAUAUAAAGCUUUAAAGAAACUGGUUACAAAGGUAGCCGAGGAAAUCGAAAGUCGAGGACUUUCCACUUCUUUACUUCAUGAAUGUCUGGAUGGUGAAGGAAGCGACAUUCCCAAAAUUAGAUAUUAUUUCACUGGUGAAGCGCCCGACAUUAAACCCAAUAUUGAAUUCACCUACGAUACACAAGCACCGCAAGUCCAACAAGUCUUAUCAAAAAUGCUGUUAUCCGACAAUCAAGAAACGCCUAAACUGGAGUACAAGAAAAGUCAUGAAAAUAAAGACUUUUUUGCCUUGGCAACAACAACAGCGACAACAACGGAUGAUCAUCAUGGUAGACAAGUGAUUACAACCCCCGAAACCAAAAGAAGAAAUUCCACUGUGUCACUCGUCAAGGAACUCCUCAACCUGACACUACAAGAAAAUCAACCUGCCAUAGAAUCGUCCAAAAAAGGCGAGCUCAAGUCCAUCGUCAUCGAAUUAGAACAAGACGAUGAGUUCUUUAAAAUGUUGAUGCAAGAAUUGGCAGAAGCUGCUAUGCUUCAAGAUGUCACCAAACAGAAAUUCGACCAUGAUAUUUCCAACCUGGAAGGCAGAAUGACAAAAGUGGCGUCACCAACACAAAAGACCGACAUGUAUAAUUGGAGGAGGAUAUUUGCUAUUUAUAUGGACGCACAGAUAUUUAGAGGCAACACAGAAUCUGAUAAAUCAUUUCGGACUGUCGAACGCGCUCGAAAACAAAUGACUUGGUUUCUUACUCAACUCGAAAAAGCCAAUUUACUCAACAAGCUGAAAAGCCGUGAAUCCAAAUCCGCUUUCGAGCAGUUUAUUUCAUUAAACACUGAACUCAUCACCAUCAAGCAUUAUCAACUUUUAAACGAAACAGCCAUGCGUAAAAUUCUCAAGAAACAUGAUAAACGCAGCGGUCUCACCGCCAGUGAAAAUUUCCCCAAAUUCGUCUCUACUGAUGACUUAUUUAGCCCUCAGUUAGCUUCCAUGCUCUAUGCCACCAUCACCAGCAAAUUAACUACCAUCAUUCCACAACCCGAUGACUAUGCUUGCCCUGUUUGCAUGAGCGUUGCUUGGAGACCGAUCCGACUCUCCUGUAAUCACGUAUUUUGUGUGCGAUGCCUUAUCAAGGCACAAAAGAAGGGUAUGACUAGUUGCCCUCUCUGUCGCCAUCCAACUGCGGUAGGAUCCGCCACGGCUUUAAAUCUAGACGAAGGCCUUCAAAAUUUCCUAAAAAUGUACUUUCCACAAGAAAUCAAGCAAAAGAAGCGAGAAAAUGAACGCGAACAAGCGAUCGAAGAUGUGCAGGCCAUGACGGGUAAAUUAUAUACAGAAGAACAAUUAAUAAGAAUGAAUAAACCAUCCGAUACUAAAUGUGUCAUUAUGUAAAUAUGAUU